GGAUAGAAUUAGAAUGAAUCGCCAGAACCAACCUAUAGCUCAAUCUAAGAGAAGCCCUAGGUCCAAUAACAUUGACCCACAAUAGAUUUGGGCCUUGAUCAAGCGCUUCUGUCUCCCCUGUUCGGUUCGUGGACUGGGCCCGCUAGUGAUGGAUUUCGAUCCCUCGAGGGUCGACGGAAGAGCAAUUGAGGGAGGGAAUUUGAUGGGCGGUUUUCGCUCAGGAUCUAAAAUUGCUGUCACGGCUAUCUUCGAGUUUUCUGACUUCAACUGGAAGAACAGGUCAGGGGUAACUAAAGCUCCGACUCCGACUAACAAUUCGCGCUCUGAGAAUACAGAUUUUGCCAACCCUUUCAGAGCGGGAGCGUGAGGCUAUCGCCGGCGAUUUCCCCGCCGCCGCAGAAUCAUCACCGCCGUGAAUCAGAAUGAUGAAAAGUGCGGACAAGAAAAGGAAGAAGGAGAGUAAGAGGUGCGAGUUUGAAUUCUGCAAAGUAUGCAAUCUCAAUCACGACCACGGCAACCGCCACAAGUACUUCCCCAACCACACCAAAUCGCUCUCCACUUUCCUCCAUCGGUUCCAGACCAAGCUCUCCGACAUUCGCUUCUUCCUCAGAAACCCUACCACUCUCCGUCCCGAGCUCGCCUCUCGCAAUCGCUUCUGGUGCGUCGUCUGCGAUGCUGAAGUCGACGAGAUCGGUAGCUCAUUCGCCUGCGCGAAUGCAAUUAAUCACCUUGCAAGUGCGGAUCAUGCCAAAAAAUUGAAGCAUUUUCUAUGGAAAUAUGGUGGUGGGAUGGAUCACGCGGACAACUUUCGGUUCUCAGAAGCUGAUUUAGCCAAGUGGGAGAAGAAGUGCCAUUCACUGAACGACGGAUCUUCAUCAUGUAGUGAUCGAACUAAUGGGCUGCAAAUCGGACCUUCAAAUGAUAUCCAGAAUGAGCUCAGCUAUAAGAGCAUUAAUGACUUUGAAAACAAUGAUUUGGGUCCUCUUACUCCAAAAUUUCUAAAUAAUGUUUUGCCUUUACAAUACAAUACGCAUAAGUAUCAGAUAUCACAGUCAGGACACCCAGCAACAGCCGCUGAUGGUAGAAUUGUUUGUGGUGCUCACAUCACUGCAUCUGGAAAUGCGUGUUCAACUUCAGACAGGUGGAAUUCAAACAACAUAACAGGUUGGCAAAACAGUCAGCAUUGCAUCCCUCACACAGAUGCGGUUGGCACAAGUAAUUUUGGGAAUGGAGGAGGUAAACACAUGGCCAUUGGAGGGAGCAAUUUACACGGUUUGGCUACUAUUGCUCAAGUCUCUGUCAAUGCUCCCGGGCUGGCAGAAGGAAAUGUGCACACAGGAGCACCUCCUCCUUGGCUUGAGAUGACAGUGGAACAUCAUCCUGAGGAUACCUCUGUUCCUAGUAAGAAAGGGAAAUCCAAAUUGAAUCCAAAACGGGUAGGUGCAGCUUGGGCAGAAAAGAGAAAAGCCGAACUUGAGAUGGAGAAGAGAGGAGAGAUUGUCAACAGUGAUUGUGGCCCCAACUGGUUACCAAAUUUUGGUAGAGUUUGGCAGUCUGGGAGUCGCAAGGAAUCUCUCAAAGAAUUUGAAAGUGAAAAACCGGAGCUUCCCAAAGUUGAAGUUGAUCCUGAAAUGCCGAUUACACUACGACCUUACGUCAGUAAGCGAAUGCGAGAAGAUACAAAUAAGUGAUGGAAAAUGUAGUUUGCGGUGUAUGAUUGAUGAGGAGUGUAACUGAUAUUAAGUAUGUAGAAAUUUCUCUGCCGUACUUCCCCAAAAUUUUAGUUGUUACAAGCUGUCUCUUUCAUUUGACGGUUGGCAAGGGGCUGCCAUUAAUCUCAUCAACAGAAACAAACAGGCUUGUCUAUGGUGUAAUCUAAAUGUUGCUUACAUGUACACACUUUUCAGGUUGACGUUAUUCUUCUGUGGAGGUGAAUUGUGUCCGGUUGUCAAUGGAGAAGACAGUCAUGGGCCCGGAUGGAAUGUGGCAACCAAAUGGAAUGGAGAAGGAAUGUAUUUCGGGCAUGCAAAAGAUUGAAGGUGAAAUGUGGCUGUUAGGAAUUUAACUCAGGAAACAGUAAGUUCAAUUUUGUUGUUGUAAGUAGUGAACAGCCUUGCCUUUCCACUUGCUCUCUACUGCAUCUUCCUGUGCAACACUCAACUCUACCUCCUACAGCAAGAUCACAAGGUCACUUCAUUGUGAAACCAGACACCGUUUCGUCUUUGAACACUAGUUUGAAACUGUUAUUUUAAUGAGAAAUUGGAUUGUGGCACUAUUCUGUACAUGCAUCAAGAAGGCGUGAGGUUGGGCGUUGAGACCUUGCCUAGGGUUUGGUAGAAAAACACGAGCCUGCAGGUUGAAUUCAGAAGUUGGGAGCUCGAGGCUUUAUCCAUACCACAGUCUGCAGUCUCCCUGGCAUGCUUCAGCAGCUGGUAUGGAGUACUCAACUUUGUGGAUCCAGGUGGCAUUGGAUCUUGCUUAUCUUCUCGGUGUCAUCCUCCAGAAACAAAGUGUUGCCCCCUGAAUUGAGGGAGGAGAGCUUUAUGUACUGUAUUCCCAGGCCAAAGAUCAGCAGAUUGCAUGGCGCUUUGCUCUCUACCUGCUGAGAUUUGAAACAUUCUAAAACAUGCAUAAAUCUAGCGUAGAAUUGAAUCUCAGGCGAUGUAAACGCCACAAAAAUCACAAGAUAAUGGGGUAAAUCGUGUGUAAUUAAUUAUGCCCAAAUCAAUAUUUUUAAAUUUU
Messenger RNA from Linum trigynum, 2742 nucleotides. The record is from the annotation of a GenBank genome assembly. Lineage: Eukaryota; Viridiplantae; Streptophyta; Magnoliopsida; Malpighiales; Linaceae.